CCUCCCAGCGAAUCCACAGUAGUAUCGUCACCACUGAUACCAAGCGCGAAAUCAGAGCGGAAAAAAAAAACUCUUCUCUCUCCUCUCUCACUCUUUCUCUCUCCUCGGUUUCCGGAAAUGACCCUGAUGGAGGGAAUGAUGGCCGCCCACGGGACCAGCGCCCCUUCAGACUAGCUCUCCUCUCUUCCCAAAAAGGACAAAAUAAAAAUUAAAACUCCUCUUUCUCUGUCUAGAAUUCUUCUUCUCUCCUCUUUGUUUUCUAUGGGUCGAAGGAGGACGGCGGCGGAGGUGGCGGAGAGGGCGGAACCGGCGAGGAAGAGGAGCGGCGGGGGGGGGGGUACGGACUCAGCAGGCGGGAAGGGGAUCUUGCCGUGGGAGCUAGGGUUAGGGUUUUUCGAGAAGAUUGUUACUUUUUAAGGGUUUUCUUUUUGCUUUCUAAUUCGCUCGCUUAGGGUUUCGGAACGAUGGGGGGUUUGGUUAAAGAAGUGCUGAGGAGGCUCUGCGUUGAGUUUGGAUGGUCUUAUGCUGUUUUCUGGAAGCUGAUCGGGUUUGGAGAUCAGAUGAAUUUGGUGUGGGAAGAUGGACAUUGUGAGCGAACUUCUGUUGCCUCGGCUGCUUCUGGGUUUGAAGCAAUUGAUCUUUUAAUUAAGGAAAGUGGGGUGCUUCGAGGCUCUCAAAAUGGUGGCUUUUCUCAGCUUGGAGGAACUGAGGACAGAGUGAGAACUCUAGUUUUCAAGUUGAUGGCAACUCAGGUUCAUCUUGUCGGAGAUGGGAUAGUUGGGAAAGCUGCUUUGACAGGGAAACAUGAAUGGAUGCUUGGAGAUAUGCUCUCUAAUAGGGGAUUCACGUCUAAGGUUUUGGCUGAGAUCAAUAACCAACUUCUGGCAGGCAUCAAGACAACAGCAAUUAUUCCAGUGCUUCCUCAAGGCAUUUUGCAACUUGGUUCCACUCAAAUGCUCCCUGAGAAUUUUGGGUUUAUAGUUCAUGCAAAGAGUUUGCUUGGACAGCUGCAAUUCGUGCGAGGGGCUGUCUUAUCUAGUGACACUCAGAAAAUUUUGUGCCAGAAACUAGUAGAAUCUACCGGAAUGCAAACAACUCACAAACAAUAUAGAGAAGCUAGGACUGAUAUAAAUGGUGCAUCAUCUGUCAAUGAUGAUAAUCAUAAUCACCAACAUUUCAGCCCUGCACUUUCUAGAACUUUUACUGAGAUUUGUCCUUCAUCUACACAGUUAUAUGACCAAAUGUCAGCCAUUGUUUCAGAAACCCCAUUAGCUAAAGAGAAUAUGUCAAGCAAAAUGGUACCUCCUAGUACCCAGCCAAUUGUUGAAACUCAUCAUAGCCAAGUUGAUAGUGGAGCUCAGGAAGCUCAUACAAUGUUCUCUAAUCCUGAUGCAAGGCUGCUUCAGAGCAUACUUCCUUGCAAAUCUGACUCUCAAAACCAUCAGCAAUCUCCAACUGGUUUACCCUAUAAUAGAUUGGCAUUCCUUGAAGAACAACUAUCUAUGCCCAGUGUUAGAGCAGGAGAGUUUGCUAAUAAUCGUGAAUCUACAUUAGCUAAUACUAACAUGCUGCAGUUACUAUCCUACGGAUGCACAUCUCUCCAACCUCUCCAAGGUUCUGAGAGCAUUUCAUCAUUUGCCAGAAGCCAAUUGCUGGAAAGUGCAAAUGGUAUUGGCAAAUUCAAUUCAUUUGCCAGUGGCAUAGGAAGUUUCAGGAGCCAGCAUGCUGAGUCAUCUAGCACAGAGUUGCCUCAAGUGUUGAACCCGAUUGAUCAUUUGGAGCAGGGUCAUCUAAACUCCAUUGAUACAAUAUUUCAUUCUGGAUCUCUUAGAGAAAAGCAGAAGAGCAACGAUGGUCAAUAUCAAGCUCUGGAGAGCCAAUUCACCCAAUAUGAUGAGCAUGGUUCUUCCUACUCUCCCUUGCUUGAUCCUGUUCAGAAAAAUAAAGCACAUCAAGAAUCUCCCUGUGUUGAAAAUGGUAGGGACCCAACACCAGCUGGAAGUGGUAACAAGAGCAACGAGAAGGCCGGGAAUCUGCAAGCUUUAGAUGAGAAAAUUUCAGUAAGCCUGCUACAGUCUUCGUCAGCAAAUGAUUUGUUUGAUGCAUUGCGUCUUGAUCAAUGUAAAUCUGGGUUCUCUGAUAGCAAAUUGGAUAACGUGAAAAUACAUGCCGCUGAAAAUGCUCAUGGAUUGAAUACUGAUGUUUCUAAUCGCAUAACUGAGUUUGAAGAGUAUCUUGGUUAUAAUGCAUUGAAUAAUGAGCUUUUUUGUAGCGGGAUGUUCUCAGUAGCUGGGAGUGACCAACUGCUAGAUGCUGUGGUCUCUCAGUUCAACCCCGGUGCCAGAUAUGAGAUGGAUGAUAUUGCGUCUUGUAAGAAUCCAUUAACAAAGAUUAGCAGUUCUUCAACCAAUGGAUGUGCCACUACAUGUAAAAAGACACAUGCUGAAACUUUUUCUCUGCCUCCUGUGCCUAUAAAGCCUGAGCCGGCACCUUCAAGUUCUUUAAAAUCUUCAUGCAGCAUUGAAAGAAGUGACGGGUGCAUUUCCCAAAGCCAUGGAAGCUAUAAAUCUCAAAUUAACCUAUGGAUUGAAGGCCAGAAAAUGAGCAAUGAUAAUCACUCUGGGGCACAUGGCAAAAAGGUUGAUGAGGGAGGUAAACAAGUUAGAAAGAGAUCUAGACCUGGGGAGAACCCACGACCAAGACCCAAAGACCGUCAAAUGAUCCAAGACCGUGUCAAGGAACUACGUGAAAUUAUCCCAAAUGGACCUAAGUUGAGUAUUGAUGCUUUACUGGAGAAGACCAUCAAGCACAUGCUAUUCCUGCAAAGUGUAACAAAGCAUGCAGACAAGCUGAAGGAAAUUGGGGAGCCUAAGAUCCUCAGCAAGGAUGGAGGCUUGCUGCUGAAGGAUAACUUUGAGGGUGGUGCAACAUGGGCAUUUGAAGUAGGUAGUCAGUCCAUGACGUGUCCUAUUAUAGUAGAGGAUCUGAAUCCACCUCGUCAGAUGCUUGUGGAGAUGCUUUGUGAGGAGAGGGGUCUCUUUCUGGAGAUAGCUGACUUAGUUAGAGGUUUAGGGCUCACCAUCCUGAAGGGGGCGAUGGAAGCUCGUGGUGAUAAGAUAUGGGCACGCUUUGCUGUUGAGGCAAACAGGGAUGUGACGAGGAUGGAAAUAUUUCUAUCACUUGUACAAUUGCUGCAACCAUCCGCAACAAGCAAUGAAAUCCCCGAAGGCUUGAACACUCCACAAAAUAUGUUCCACUCCCCAUCAUCAAUCCCUGCAACUGGUUUAUCUGACCGAUUGUGGUGAGCCACUGGCAGUUUCCUUUUUCUUUCUUUGUUCGAGAAAUGCUAUGAGCAGGAGCUAGUGAUUUCUUGCUGUGACUGGCAUUUCGGUGUCAAUGGAUUUAAUUACUGACAGAUUGGUGAUUGUUGUUCGGCGAGCUCACUAGAAUCAGAAAUGUAAAAGUUUUUUUUGUUGCUGAUCGUGUAUUUUCUUGAUUAUCACCGGGAUUGGGUUCGUAUGCAGUUUAUGAUGUAAAAUUGUGUUGUAAAAUUAGGGUUUGCAAGAUGGUAGGGUUCCACAAGUGUAGAAAAAUGACUGUAGGUAGGAUUUGAGUCGGUAAUUAUAUGUGCUUUUGUUCUGAAAUAUGAUGAUCUGAUGCUUCUAAAUUC
Molecule: messenger RNA, 3670 nt
Organism: Asparagus officinalis (garden asparagus)
Lineage: Eukaryota; Viridiplantae; Streptophyta; Magnoliopsida; Asparagales; Asparagaceae
Product: transcription factor LHW
Exons: 10
Coding region: 465-3305 (946 amino acids)
Biological process (GO): regulation of DNA-templated transcription
Molecular function (GO): DNA-binding transcription factor activity; protein dimerization activity
Source: RefSeq, a predicted model, not a curated record